GGCACCUGGCGCAACUGGCAUAGCUGGCAAAGCUGCUUGCUCUUCUGUAGUAGCGGAUAAAUAUCACCAUCAAACCACUACAAACUUAUUCCCCCACGACUCCAGCUGAUUAAUCUUUGAUAUUUUUAACAACCGCUGCAUGGCAUUUAAAAUCAUUGUCAUCCUCAGCUAGAUUUACUUUUUGUAUUUCAUCCUCGUUUCUAACUCACCAGCCCACUACACCUCGUCUACCACAAGCAACCACACAAAUGCCCUCCUCCUCAAAACCCGUUGCCCUUAUCGUAGGCGCAUCACGAGGCAUCGGUCGCCAAGUUGCCAUUGACAUUGCCGCCAACGGAUACGCAGUCGUCGUGGCCGCCAAAACCGUCUCAGACCCUUCCAAGCCCAUCCCCAAGAACCCCAACCCCAAAUCCCAGGAAUCGACAAUCACCACUGUCACCCAGGAGAUCCGCAAUGCCGGCGGCGAAGCUACCGCCAUCCAGGUCGACGUGCGAUCUGAAGAGAGCGUCCAGGCCCUCGUCGACAAGACCAUUGCUACAUAUGGCCGUCUAGACGUCCUUGUUUACAACUCGGGUGCCAUAUACUGGGCGUCCGUAGCAGACACACCGCUCAAGCGAUUCCAGCUCAUGCAGCGCGUCAACCCAGAGGGCCUCUACGCCGUCAUCCAAGCUACGCUGCCCCAUCUCCGUGCUGCCCGUGGCCGCAUCGUCGUCGUCUCGCCUCCCAUCUACAGCCGCUUCUUCCGCGGAAAGACAGCCUACGCCAUGGGCAAGGUCGGUAUGAGUGUGCUGACCAAGGGCCUUGCCAUGGACUUUGUCCGCGAGGGUCUGACCGACAUGGCCAUCACCAGUAUCUGGCCUGCUGUUGCUGUUGAAUCUGCUGCCACAGAGCGCAUGACCAAGACAAACCCAGAGGAGGAGCGUGAUCUGCGCAAGCCCACCAUCUUCUCGGAUGCCAUCCUGGCCAUCAUCCGCGCAGACCCAGCCACUGUCAAUGGUGAGCUCGUUCUCGACGAAGACUUCCUUCGCGACCAUUGCGGCGUAACAGACUUUUCCAAGUACAAUGUCGUCGAGGGCUCCAAUCCCCGCCGCAUCAUGCCCGCCAAGUUGCCAUCUCUGCGUGUGGCCGAGCAAGACGACGAAGGCAAGAGAAUGGACAGCACCAAGCUCGCCAAAUUGUAAAGUACUAGGAGUAGAAUACGGGCAUCUGGACGACAAGGGUUCGUCUUGUUGAUGUGAUAAAACAAUUUGACAACGAUAGCGAUCUUCCUUUUAUUUAGUAUAAAAUAUACGUGGAUUUAAUAUCUAAUAUUCUCUUUUGGUGGUUUUUUUUCUCUUCCUCUUCUUCUCACACUCUUGUAUACAAAACGCACAGAUAACUUUCACAACAAGCCUAGUACACGCAGCCAAAGACUCUAGGAAAACAAACGACAACUGUCCAAAAACAUAAAACAAUACAAAAUCUCCAACGCCUGCCUGUCUGCCUAAUCCAUUAUACAUUUUCCUUUGGCUCAUCCACCCCAAUACCAAAAGGCCUCGCCGCACAAUUGUGGCAAUAUCCCUUAGUGGUUAUCCAUAUCGAUGGAUUGCAUCGCGGAAACAGUCAUGCCAGAUCGCUGGCUUGGUGUCCAGUCGCCUUGGAUGCCAUCGAUAUCGGGCAUUGCUUGGUUGAUGGCGGAGUCGACGGCUGUCAUCGCCUUGGUGCGGUUCCACUCGCCUCUCGUCAUCCAGAUGGCAUCCAUCAGCUCGCGGUUCAGAUACUCCAUCUGCUCAAUGGUGCAUUUGGACGUGUACGUGACGAUGCUGUCAAGCGUUGCGUCCAGGUCAGACUGUCGAAUCUCAAUUACCUGCUGGCUGGCUUUUUCCUCUUCUGUUGCCACGCGCGCAGAUGUCGGCGACACGUAGGACGACUGCUGGCUGGCAUUCUGCUCGCGCAAAGCGGGCACUUGAGAAUGAAUCCAUGAUUCUUGCGUCGAAGGCGUGCGGUUCAGCGUGUCCGGAAGGUCCCGAUCGCCACUGCUGUGAUGCCCAUUGGUGGCUGGGGUGCCAAAGUUGGAUGAUCGUUUCUCGGACGGGUCUGAAGUCUUUGUAGUCGCCGCAUCGUUGAUCACAGCAGAGGGGGACAUGCCUGGCGGCAGUGGUGUGACUGCAGACUGCUGGGAGAUUUGUGUCAUGCCUGUGCCGCCGAAUCGGUCUUGCGACUUUGGUGGUGGUCCCAUAGGCGAUACCAAUUGCGAGGCCUCUUCCAUGCCACUCAUCGUCACAUCACCUUCGUGGUGAAUGAUGGUUGGGGCGCCAUUGCUAAGCUGCGACGGGUGUGAGGUGCUCUGGUCCAUUGCUGCCUGUGUCUUAAGCUGGAACUGCGCUGUCGUGGUAGAUCCCGGAACAAUCUCUCCUAGAGUCACAGGCUCUUGAGUCUCGCUGUCGUUACCAGUGAUAUCCGAUUGGACUCUAUCCAAGAUGGACUGCAUGGCGGCUUUCUUUCGCCCCUUCUCUGCGGCCUGCUUGGCCCUCUCGACCUGUCGCUGGUAUAGUGCCUCCCAGUCGAUUGCUGCGCUGUUGGCCUCAAUCGUGGCAAUAUCCACUUCCACAUUGCUUAGCAACUCGUUGGCCUUGAGGGUACGCUCCUUGUCGCCGAUAUUCUUGGCAUCCUUUGCCAGUGCUCGAAUGUCAAAGAGGAAGUCUUGUGGGCGGCAGUAGAAACCAUUGGACAAACGUUCCUCAAUCGUCGUGGUGUCGAGAUUGUAAAACGUCUUGCCUGUAAGGCUAUCCCUCAACACGUCAUUGUUGUGCUUGUCCUUGACGAUGGUGUAAGGCCGAGUCUCGGCUUCUGCAAUGUCGGGUCGGACAAAAUUAGGGUCUGACUCAACAAACAGAUAUUCAAUCUGAGAUGGUGCGAUCACCGGCUGGCGGAAUUUCUUGUAUUUGCGGUUAAUUUGGUCCAUGAUGGGCUGCAGGUGGACUUUGAGGCCGUUGAGCCACUGGUGAUCCUGCUUCUUUUGUGCCUUCAUUUCUGCCUUGCUUGGAGGUUUGGGGGCAAUUCGAGGCGCCAAAGGAAGUUCCUCAAGCUUUCGCUUCUUGCGGUUUUCGUUAUCGGGGAACUCUCCUGGAUUCUUCUUCACCAAAUUUAGCGUGUUGGCAAAGUAUGCCCGGCGCUCCGCAGUGCCAGGGCUGUCAAUUAGGGCUCGACUCUUGGCCGAAGUACUGAAGAAAUCACGCCAAACAUCGCUUCCUCGCAGUUCAUCGUCGGAGCACUCUGCAGUACCAAGAAGGAGGACGGGGUCAGUUGGCGGAAUGGACUUGAGCAUAGUCUUGAACGUAACGAGGGCAAUCGAAGAAGCAAGUGUCGCGUACCAGUCGUCGAUAUUGGGGAUGAAGAUAAUGCUAGGUUUAUGGCGUCUGGCUUCUGCAAAUAGGCCGACAAUAACCUGCUCGAUGGGCUAUUUAUGCAAUAUUAGUAAACUGUUGGCGGCAAGGAAAGUGUACGGAAACUUACUCGGCCGUCACCUAAAAGCGUAGGAAGGUCAAAAUUUUGCACAUGCACACCCUCAAGGUAGUGCAGAAGCGCAGAAGACAGGUAACCAUGGCCCAUACCUGGUGGUCCAUAAACAAGAAAUCUUGGUCGGUAAACGCGAGCUCUUUCAAAUUCCUGAGCGAGGUUUUCACGGGCAAAACCGUGGUCGCUAUCAUUGUACUGCUCAAACAUAGCCUCUUCAAGGGCAGUAAUCUUCUUCUUGGGAGGCAAAAUCAACUCCAAACUCUGCUUCAGGCGCAAAAACUGCUUCUCAAGCAGUGGGCGAAUGGCGGCGGGCAGCGGGCGAGCACCAGACGUGGCAGAGCGUUCCGAGGAUGGGAUGAGCUUCUUAAUGGAGAUCAUAAAGUCGGACGAGUGAACGUUGAUUUUGGAUGGAUCGACCAACAGCUUUUCCUUUGACGAAUAAAUUUGAGGAUAGGUUCGUUGGAUUGAGUUUAGCGCAGCUUCGGUGCAGAGGGCUCUCAGAUCAGCACCGCCAUAGCCUUUUGUCUUUUCAGCAAGAGAUCCCUUGAACUCGUCGCUUAGACCCCAGUCCUUGGUAUGGAUGUUGAUGAUUGAGCGUCGGCCUUUGAUAUCUGGGAGAGGGAAGUAGAAUUCUCUGUCAAAUCGACCUGGGCGACGGAGGGCAGGGUCAAUGUUGUCGGGCCUGUUUGUGGCACCAAUGACAAUAACUUGACCGCGGCCGUCCAUUCCGUCCAUGAGUGCAAGCAAGGUCGAUACAAUAGAAGCAUGGAUCUGCUCUUGCUUGCUGGAUCGUACCGGUGCCAGACCAUCAAUCUCGUCAAAGAAGAUAAUGCUAGGCUGCGUCUUUCGAGCCUCUUCAAACAGAAGACGCAAUUGCUUCUCUGCUUCACCAACCCAUUUACUCAGAGCAUCAGCACCCUUACGCAUAUAGAAUGAAAUCUUUUUGCCACCAGCACCAACAGAGUUAGCCAGCGCUCGCGCAAGCAGUGUUUUACCAGUACCGGGAGGGCCAUGGAACAAGACACCUCGUGGAGGAGUAACAUGGAAUCUGGUGAAAAGCUCUGGGUACAACAGUGGAAGCUGGACCAUUUCCUUGAGUUGGUCAAUAUGCCCUUCAAGGCCUCCAACUUUGCUGAAGUCGACAUUCAUAUCGACACCCAGAGGGUCCGCAUCGGCAAGGGCUUUACGAUCUUUGAUCUUGCCAACAUUGGGAGCGCCAUCCAUGUUGGGCGGGCCAAAACCAGGCAAGAGGCCACCUGGGGCUGCUGAGGUAGGCGUCAUACCGACGUUGCCAGCAACAGUCGCGCGGUGUACCAUUUCAUCGUCACUGCUGUCUGAGUCGGCAGCACCUCCAGCGGCCCCAGUUCCCCAAGGUCCAUUAAGGAGCGAGCCAGCGCCGCUGGCACCACCAAAGGGGCCGUAUGUAGUAUUGAGGUUGCGCUCCCAUAAUGUGCUAGCGGCGCCUCGUCGACGGUUUCGCGCAGGGGUGGCAGCAGCAUCGUCCACCUCGUCUUCUUCAAUGUUGGCGGAAGUCAGUGGCGGCAUGUAGUAAUUAACUCUGGGUCGCGCUCGACGUGUGCUCUCGUUGUAUGAGACGGGUGAUUCACGGCGUCGGCGCCGAGAUGCCUUUUUGAGCUCGCGAGCCUCCUCAUUGAGCUCAUCCAUGUCCAUAUCGGGUUCUUCGUCACCAGAAUCCCCCCCGGCGCGUGAGCGCGUCUUUGAUCGUCUCGCAGCGGGUGUAGGACUUUCAAGAUCCUCCAAUUCAUCGUCAUCUUUUUCGGACACUUCGUUGUCAGCAUUGGGUUCCCAGUCAUCGCUGCUUUCAUCUUGAUUCGACUUUUUGCUCUUAUGCCUUAGGCGUCGGGAUCUACCCUCCUCACUAGGGCGAACAUCGUCCUGUUCCUCAGCAGGGCCACUGGCGCGACGCGAGCGGCCACGUCUAGUAGCGACUACAUCGUCGUCGUCGUCAUCGUCUGCAUCGGCCGCCUUGGCACUAUAAUCUUCAUCUUCCUCCUUUUCGGCGGCAUCCUCAUCAUCAUGCUCUUCCUGCUUGGGAGGCAUGUCGUCGUAGGCAUCCAUUUCGUCGUCGGAUUCGGCAAAUUUGGGCAUGCUGCUCUCUUGUGUAGCCUCAUCUAUAGUCUCGGGAGCAUCGUGAACGACUUUGGAAGCGCGAGAAGAGCGACGCGCCAUGGCCUGGGGGCUAUGACUGCGAGAGUCUCUAGAGGGCACAGCGUGGUGACCAGACUUGGAAAGCUCGACAAAGUCAUCCUCGUCAUCGGUGGCGGCAGCCCUAGUUGUGCGGCGACCCAUGUUAAGCAAAGCUCCUUUAGAAACUUUAAGCUUUACAAUGCGGGAUGCGGUAGGUGUGUGAUGCUCGCUGAUAUCGUCGCCGGCGAGGGAAUCUUCUUCGUCCGAUUCGGAGUCUUCGCUGCUUUCGUGGUAAUUGUGCUUGCUUACGGCAACCUUUCUUGUGCGACGACCGGCAGCGUUUUUGGGGGCGUCUUCGUCUUCCGAGUCUUCAAUGAAAGAGCCAAAGUCGCUGUCGUUGAGCAGCUCGUUUGCGUCGUCGUCAAUGUCUGAGCCGCGAUAGCCCCGGCGCUUCUUGCGGUGGGUAGGUGGGCCUUUGGAGGAGCGGCUCUUCUUUGUGCUUCGACGGGGUCCGGGUGCGUUGGGAUCAAAGUCUUCGUCGUUGGAGUCGGAUUCGUUGGGAUCAAAGUCGAAGAUUCUCUUGCGCUUGCUGGACAUAGUUGGUGUGCGAUGCGCGUGAAGGGGCGAGCUGUCGACGCCAGCUCAGCCUUUGGACACGACUACACGAGCGGGAAGGAAGAAAAUGUCGAAGCAAAAGGGAUAUUGGCGCUUUGAAUUAGGCCGUCAUCCAGGGCAAUUGUUUUUUAUCAAUGCCACGAUGGGAAUUGGAUGAGUUGUUGGCAGAUCUCAAGGUUCCGUGGUGAUGGACGGGGUAGGGCGGACGAGCUCUUGGGCGCGUCACUCUCGCGGCAGAAUACUGGACUCACGUGCAAGCGUAGGCAGUUGAGUGGAACCACGAGAGAGAGACGCGUUGAUGGGCGACCUUGGGUUAAACAAGGUGAUAACGAG
Molecule: messenger RNA, 6594 nt
Organism: [Torrubiella] hemipterigena
Lineage: Eukaryota; Fungi; Ascomycota; Sordariomycetes; Hypocreales; Clavicipitaceae
Source: the annotation of a GenBank genome assembly